AUGGCCGAGAACAUAACAUCCCUUCUGCCCCCACCCCAACCACUGGCAGUCGCUUGUGCCGUCCCGCCCUGUCGGCCAGCUGGCCACAACGGUUCCUCCCUCGCCUGAGCUGAAGAUGCUGCCACUCCUGGCAUUCGUUUUCCCUCCCCUCUUCUCACUGGCAGCCAUCCGCAACGCCAUGGAGAGGGAGCCAGGCCGCAUUCGCAUUCGCAUUCGCCCGCUCUCUCAUUCCAGCGCCACUACACCGCCACCCGGCUCAACUAUGGGAUCAACGACACGAGCCCUGAGCGGUCAGCGGAGCUCCACGCUUUCUGGCAAACCUACUACCAGCCGUCCAUCCACUGCAGCAACGAGAGGCGGCUUGGCGGGGAUUUCUUCAACAGUAUGGAUGGAGGCAAAUGGGUGUGUGAGCCGUCUACUUUGGCAGAUCAGGGGGAGAGGUGCCUCGUGUACUCGUUCGGGAGCAACAACGACUGGACCUUUGAGAGGGACGUCCUGAACACUGCCCCGGGGUGCGAGAUACAUGUCCGUAAGAGAGAAUCUGCAAAGAUGAUAUGGCGUGUCCACGCCACGGCCAUCAGUCAGUCUCUUUUGUCCUGUGGUGUGCAGACGUUCGACCCCUUUAUCUCGGCCCCAUCCGCCCCGGCAGGUGUCCAUUUCCACCGAUAUGGCCUCGGCCACUUCUCCCUCCCCGCCCCAUCCAACGACCCAAACCUCACCCUCACCCCCACGUCGCCGCAACUGGUCGGACUGCCAGCCAUCGUUCGCGCCCUCGGCCACGAGGAGCGGCUCAAAGUGGACAUAGAGGGUGGCGAGUUCGAGGGAUUGGGAGGGGGCAGGUGGCCGGCGGUGAGAGAGGUGGAGGUAGAAGUGCAUUUGAUGGGCCCUGGGGGGAGAGAGACGCUGACCUGCUGGUAG
Molecule: messenger RNA, 918 nt
Organism: Vitrella brassicaformis
Lineage: Eukaryota; Vitrellaceae
Source: the annotation of a GenBank genome assembly